Marmota monax (woodchuck) is the source of this 1191-nucleotide messenger RNA. Its product is annotated as CD209 antigen-like protein E. The record is from RefSeq and is a predicted model, not a curated record. Bases 54 to 854 code for a protein of 266 amino acids. Lineage: Eukaryota; Metazoa; Chordata; Mammalia; Rodentia; Sciuridae. The transcript is spliced from 8 exons.
GGCAGAGGGAGGUCAGAGGGGGAGUGGACACAAGCAGAAGAUGGCAGGAGAACAUGAUCCCAGGGUGCUGGGCCUCCCGGGUGAGGCUGGACCUCCCUGGGUGCUGCAGGGGAGGCAGAGCCUCAGAGGAGAAGGCAACAUUCGGAGGCCAGAGAUUCACUGAGAAAGACCCCGAGAUGCUCACUCAGAGCCCAAAGAGCUUUCCAGGUCCUGCAGGCUGGCUGACCCGAGUCCCCUGGAUUCUGUUGCUGCUUCUCAGCUCUUUGGGCCUCUGCUUUGUGCUCUUGGUGACCACCCUGGUUCAAGUUUCCAGGACCCCCGGAUCCCCGCAGGCAAAGGUCCAGGAUCAUCAGAACAACUUCAGCUUGGGGGCUGCUUCUCAGGAGCAGGUACUCUCGGGCCUGGAGCAGGUCCGUCAGCAGCUGACCUGGAUCAACACCUCCCUGGCUGCCCUGUGCAGACCCUGCCCCUGGGGCUGGGAGGCAUUCCAGGGAAACUGCUACCUCUUCUCUCGGACCCUGGGCAGCUGGGAGAAUGCCGUCUCCUCCUGCCGGGACAUGGGGGCCCACCUGGUGAUCAUCAACAACGCUGCAGAGCAGAGAUUCCUGAGGUACUGGGACAUCAGAAAGAGCCAGCGUACCUGGAUCGGCCUCAGUGACCACAACAAUGAAGGUUCCUGGUACUGGGUGGACAACACCCCUCUCCAGCUCAGCUACUGGAAAGAGGGGGAGCCCAACAACGCCGGAGACGAGGACUGCGUGGAGCUCUUCGUGGAGGACUGGAACGACAGCAAGUGUACCGCCCAGAACUUCUGGAUCUGCGAGCGGCCCUCCGCCCGCUGCCCUGGCGCCUGAGCGCCCUGCUCCCAGUCCACGGAGAUGGAGCCAGUCGGGGGCGCUCCGCUGGCUGUUCUCCAGCCCUGUCCCUUCGCUGCCUGCUGGUCCUGCUGAUGCCUUUGCAUCUGACAGAGAGCCCUGAGACUCCCUCCCUGCAGCCCGGCCCUCCACAGGGCACCGCUCAGGCCUCUGCUUGCAGGGAAGGCCUGGGCACCUCCGCCCAGCCGUGACACCACUUAGCUAAGUCACACGCGGGCGGAGGUGCGGCUCAAGGGGAAGCGCUUGCCUGGCAUCAGGGAAGCCCUGUGUCCCAGCCCCGGCUCUGCAAAAACUGAAAUAAAGCAAGUUCACACGA